Molecule: messenger RNA, 2278 nt
Organism: Colossoma macropomum (tambaqui)
Lineage: Eukaryota; Metazoa; Chordata; Actinopteri; Characiformes; Serrasalmidae
Exons: 2
Coding region: 150-1208 (352 amino acids)
Source: RefSeq, a predicted model, not a curated record
CGCCUCCUCUCCCGAUCAGCCACUCCAAAACCCGCCUCACCAGAACUGAGGAGCCAUUUUUGUUUCAUGUCGGAGAGCCCCAUUGACCACAUUUGAUGCAUUCUGGACUCUGUGGAGACACCUGAAACCUUUAUGCAUCCCAUCUUUGGAUGGGUACCAUGAAUUGUGAAGAGCCGGGUAUGGAGAGGGCAGUUCUCUCCUGGUCAAGAUUUGCUGCAGCUGGCCACACUGCCCUCAAGGAGGCCCUGAAGGUCUUCAAUCCCAUAUCCAAGGAUCUGUUGGACACUGAAAGGCAAAUGGUGACCUUUCUCCAAGAAUUGAAAGAUGAAGGCCAUAAGCCUGUGGUGCUUAGGAGCAAAGAUGUAUAUGGAUACAGGUCUUGUACAACACGACCUCUCGCGUCAGAUAUCGGCAGUAGGAUUCAGAGAGUGCAGAAGCCUUGUAAAAAGCGAGGACGGAAGCUACCGACGAGGAACAAAGAGGUCGGAUACACGUUUCUCAGUACAGCAGCCAAGGCCAUCCUCCAGAACCAGCCCAAGAUUCUACUGACCAAUCUCUCGGUGGACACUCUCAAGCAUACUGUUCUAUCAAAACCAACAGUGCCGACUGAAACCUCUGUCCAAGCACAGCAGUGCCUGAAAUUAACAAACAUAAAGGGCCUGACGGGAGGCCAUACCGCAAGGUUGCAAAUUCACUUUGGCGUGGACUCGCAAAGCACAGUUAACCCCAGCAUUCAGUGCCCACCAACUCUCUCUGGGAUACCACACUCUCCGUCAGAGAACAGCGGUCGAACAUCAAGCGUAGUAGCUCUGGACAAUAAAAGAGGCUUAUCCUGUCCAGUCAAAGUGGAUGAUGCCCUCAUUGGAGACUCUGCCCCAUUUGUUUGUCAAAAUGGUAUAAGCCUGAAGGAGGGCACCAAAAAGGUCCAGACGGUAUCAGGCGAACCUGUUGUGAUGAGCAAUGGCUUUGACUGUGCGGACAGUGAUUCAGUGAGGAGGCUGAACGCCCAGGGUUUAGGCUGGUCUCAGCCAGCGCUCGUCACGAAUGGCCAGGAUGUGUCUAGACUGAAUGGAAAUGGUCUUCAGUGGAAAGUCAUCAAAGUGGAUGAAUCUGUCACUGAUGAGGAGGUGAGGAAAGAGGCUCAGAAGAUCUUGAGAGUUAAUUUAUCACCUGUGAUACAGAUUCAGCCACUUUUACACUCUGCGUAGACUAGAGAGAUCGAAAGGGACUUUUGUAUCCACAUAUACAGUUAGGUUUUCUUAUAUUGAGGUGUUACUUGGAUCGAAAUGUGAUUAUUUGAGUCCGAUUGGAGGUCUUAUCCCCAGUUAUGCAUUAUUCACAAGUGUAACUGACAUCAGUGAUCCAAAGAGGGAAUUUAGGCUGUUUUUGGUUUUCCUUUACAUAAAUGUGUCUCCUGCUUUCAUUUAUUCAUUGGAUUUUUGCCUUGAAUUUGAGGAAGUAAACUGAAGGAUAAAGCAUAUUUUGUCACUAUGCAGUGUUCCUAGAACUUUAUUUUUUUUCCAUUGUCAUUAUAAUUAUUGUUGUUUUUUGGGGAACAGACUGCUUGAGAACCUGAAGAAUUGGUUUCUAGAGUGACUACUGUUUGGAGAGACCAUACAUUAUUUUGAUUUUUUUUUAGUUAUUAUUAUUAUUAUUGUUUUUGGACAUCCUUGGCUAUUUUAUUGAUUUUAAAUAGCCUCUUGCUUUCCAAUGUGUGAGUCUGUAGGCAUAGACUGCAUGACUUUUUAUUUAAGAUUUCAAAGGUGCAAGGGGUAGAAUUACCUUUAAUAAAUGAGUUACGGACAGGUAAAUGUCAAGAUCAUUAGAAAUCCUGCCCCUCAAUGCAGGACUUUUGUCCGGCACAAUAUGAUGAUAGUGGUUAAUAAUAGUGGUGGCACAGGCUGUGUUGAUUCAGUAAUUAAGAUGUAAACAAACAUGAGUGAUUUGAUGUGAAAUGCUUUGUUGUAGAGAAAUCUGCUGACUUCUUUACAGUGGUGGUGAUGGGAACCAGAAGUCACAGUGUCUGCGACACAAAUAUGGCCAUUUUAUGUACUAUUCGAAACCACCUGCACGCGUCUAAUGAGUUUUCAUAUGUGAUGUUCAUGAUGAUAAAUAGUGAAAAAUCUGAAACAGUACGUUUUCUUGGUAACAUUGUACUGUUUGCUACGGUUCCUAAGGCUACAUGACACCUACAUAACUGCUGUCGGAACAAAACCUUUUAUCUCCAGAAUUAUGACUUUACAGGAGAAGGAAAAACCGUACUUUACUUUUAAUUCAA